AUGUCCGCGCGAUUUGUUGUGAUCAGCUGGUUUCUCUACAGGCGAACCGCCUUUUCUACGUGCCUUUAUUCGGUGUUGCGUAACUUCCCGUUUGACUUCAUCAUUGAUGGGCAGCAUAUCAUAACGGCACUGAGAACCAGGUCCAGAGGAGGACGGCACAGACAACCUGGGCAUGUCAACAAUUACAUUGGCUGCAUGACUCUCGGUUUCCGCUACAGCCUGACAGGCUUUUCGACGUUCGAUAAUCAAAGUUCUGUGAUGGUCUUGUCAAUCAUCCGAUGGCUCAUGGCUGUAGGCAAAAAAAAAACGCCCUCUGGUUCCGAACAAUGCUUCUCUUAA
Molecule: messenger RNA, 339 nt
Organism: Marasmius oreades (fairy-ring Marasmius)
Lineage: Eukaryota; Fungi; Basidiomycota; Agaricomycetes; Agaricales; Marasmiaceae
Exons: 3
Coding region: 1-339 (112 amino acids)
Source: RefSeq, a predicted model, not a curated record